ACAAGAACGAGUGAAGAAUAAGAACAUUAGGAUCAACGCCUGUCCUGUAGCUGUUGUAUUCUGUCCGCGCGAGGCAUGGGUACACAUCAUGGCGGACGUCGCGGAGACGGACUCGUUUGUCGUCCGGUGGGCUACAACUAUGGAUACCCAAGAAAUCCUCAGAAUGAACGAGGAACUGACCACAUUCCAUCAUGACCCUGUUUCAGCAUGUGCCGGAGCCCAGAAAGGUCUACCUGAAGAAAUUAAAAAUAACAGCUACUGGGUGCAAGUGUUAGUUGCCGAGAGACAACCUGCAACUGCUGAACGUCAGCUGGUGGGGUUUGCCCUGGUGAACCCCGGUUAUUCAUGUUAUAGUGGGAGGAGGCUGAGACUUGAGGCAAUAUAUGUAGAAGAUAAAUAUAGAGGUAGAGGCAUUGGGAAAGCAUUAAUGAAAGCUAUCGCAAAACACGCCACAGAGCAAGGCUGCAAGAAGAUUUCUUGGACUGUUAUUGGAUGGAAUGAAAAAGGGAUCUCUUUUUAUGAGGCUCUUGGUGCCACUAAAGAUAAAUGGGAGCAAUUCAGUCUAAAGGAAGAAGCAAUAGUAAGAUUAUCUCAAGAGGGAGAAUAAUGCUAGCACGUACUGGUACAGCUUUAACAAAACAGAAAUCAUUAAUCUAUAUUCAAUUAUUACAGCUAAUUUGUUUUACCAUGCCUAGCAGUUGACUAUACAAUAAAUCAAUCGUUUACCUUAUCUGCUAUAUACAAGAAGUAACUCGUUUAUUCAUUUAUCAAUAUUUUUUUUAAUUCAUUUUUUUUCUGUUAUACUUGCUUAGUAACAUGCUUUGAUGUUGCAAUUCAAAUAAAUAGACAGAGCCGU
Messenger RNA from Nematostella vectensis (starlet sea anemone), 856 nucleotides. RefSeq names its product thialysine N-epsilon-acetyltransferase. The transcript has 5 exons. Lineage: Eukaryota; Metazoa; Cnidaria; Anthozoa; Actiniaria; Edwardsiidae. Bases 89 to 607 code for a protein of 172 amino acids. The record is from RefSeq and is a predicted model, not a curated record. Gene Ontology annotation, molecular function: N-acetyltransferase activity.